AAGAUGAUAUGAGUUUUUGUUCAUUUUUUCGUUCUGCUCAGGUGCGCUUUAAGAUCUUUAGUGAUUGCUUACCAUUGCCUGAGAGCCAAUUCAGAACAGCUAUCAAGGAGAAUUACAACAAUAAAAACAAGUUCAAAACAGAAUUGACUAAUAAGCAGGUAUUUAAGCUUAAGAAGCUUUUCCGACCAGUUACUAUCCCUGCACAACUUACCCACAAACAGCCAAUCCCUGUUCCUCGUGAUGCUGACAGGAAAAGAUCUGAUAGAGACCGUUACGCACCUAGUAGCAGUAGAGCCCACCCGACCCGUACACAUGAAAGAAGACGUGAUUCCCCUCCUCCACGCAGAGAAGAACAACUGCCGCGUGACUUAUAUCUCAGUGAAAGGGAGUAUCGAACAUACGGCUUGAGAAGAAGAGACACAACCCAGCAGUAUCCAAUCCCGCCUCCUGAUUCAUCUUACGAUAUUGUCAGCCGAGACCGUGUUCGUUUGGAUUCAUACCGUUCAUCUGUGGACCAUGAACGGCUUUUGAGACAAGCAGAGAUUGAGAGGCAUGACCGUAGUAGGGAAGUUCGUCUUGUUCACUUGCCUGAAAGAGACUACCACAUGUAUGAUCAUCAAAGUUCUAGACGGGAACUCCUGAGUCGAAACUCGCUUGACCCUCCAACUUCAGCGGUUGCUUUGGACUCCUACAGGAGAGACCCGUAUCACAGUUAUGAGUAUGAAAGGGCGCCAAGGACGUUCAUGGCUUCUCCGAGAAGAGAAGAUGAUGACUUGUAUUCCCGGUAUGUUACAGCGGAUUCAUUGGCUGAAUACUACCGAUCGUCAUCACAAAGAUACCCAAGCAUAACUGAAUCUGAGCUUCCACCUUCAUUAGUAUCAUCCCGGUAUGCUUAUUCAAGGUCUUUGCCUUACUCACACCGCUGAGUUCAGAUAAGUGUAAUUCCCCAUUCUCCACUAUCCCUUUGAAUUUAUCAACUGUUUAAUGCAUGUUGGAUAUGUAUCCUUAAUAGUUUCUACGACAGGGUUCGAUUUUAAUUCGGUUUAUUACUUCUUGCUCGUUGUACCCAAUUGGUUUCAGCAAAUAAUAUCUAUUUUCUCUAAUAUAUAGUGCUCUACUAAGGGAGUAGAAGUCAAAGAUUAUAUGAA
Camelina sativa (false flax) is the source of this 1148-nucleotide messenger RNA. The record is from RefSeq and is a predicted model, not a curated record. NCBI's taxonomy places the organism in Eukaryota, Viridiplantae, Streptophyta, Magnoliopsida, Brassicales, Brassicaceae.